AUGCCUCCUCCAGUUUUCAUCGCGACCAAACCGAUCGACCCCCCAACCCUCGGCCGCAAUAACUACCAAGGCUUCCGAAAUGGCGAGAAAGAAAUCCUUCCUAAGGGUUGGAAUGGCUAUCGAUCGCGUCCCCUGCCAUGUGAUAUCCUAGUUGAGCAUGAUGUUGAGAUUACAGUCCGCGACGGCGCUCGACUUUACUGCGACAUUUACCGAUCCCCUGACAGUGGCCCUCUUAACCAGGUGCCUGCACUUCUCGGUUUCAGCCCUUUCGGCAAAAAGUUCAGUGGUCUUAUGAUGUUGAAUCUGUUUACCCCAUGGAACGUUGGGGUUCCUGAUGGUCACCUCUCCGGACUCGAGAAAUUCGAGGCUCCUGAUCCCGCCGAGUGGAUUCCUCGUGGUUACGCGAUCAUCAGCGCCGAUACCCGGGGUACAGGAGACUCGGACGGCCCAGUGGUAAUUAUGGGGACUCAAGAAGGAGAAGAUGGCUACGAUAUGGUCGAGGCAUUGGCGAAGAUGGACUGGUGCAACGGUGCCGUCGGGAUGGUUGGUAACUCACAUCUCGCCAUCACUCAGUACUUCGUGGCCACUCAGCAACCGCCGUCUCUGAAAGCUAUCGCACCUUGGGAGGCCUGCUCUGAUCUGUUCCGUGAGCAGUUUGGAAGGGGUGGUAUGUGGCAUGGAGACUUCUUCGAUUACAUCUCGAGCGUUUUCAUUCAAGGCCGCCACGGCAUGGAAGACUUUAGAGAAAUGUACAGACGCAGCGGAGGGCUACGCAAUGCUUAUUGGGAUGAUAAGCGCCCUGACCUAUCUAAAAUUACUAUUCCUACCUAUCUGACUGGUAGCUACUCCAGCAAUGUCCAUGUCAUGGGCUCGAUUCGCGGAUGGCUGGAGAUUGCUGCAAAAGAUAAAUGGUUUCGUCUGGGGCCCUGGCAAGAAUGGCACGAUCUUUGGGUUGAAAAGAACUCCACGGAGGAACUUCAGGCUUUCUUUGACCGGUAUCUCAAAGGGAUCGAGAAUGACUGGGAGAGCACACCACGAGUGCGUGUGACGGCCCUGAAAUUCGGUGAGAAAGAUCCGGAGUACAACAUCGUGGUUGAUGACUUUCCCCUCCCUAACACAACCUACCGCGAAUUCUUCUUCUCCAGUAAUAAAAAACUGCUCCUUGAGGCACCCCAAGAAGAAGGUGUCUCUAGCUACGAUUCUACAAGCAUGCAGGGAUCUACCUUCCGACAUGUCUUUGAGGAGACUACCCGCCUCAUUGGUCUUCCCAAAGCCAUUGUGCAUGUCUCCUGCAAUGAGACCGAUGAUAUGGAUGUAUUUGUGAUUAUCAGGAAACUUGACAAAAAUGGCAAGAUUCUUAUGGCACUGAAUGUGCCUUGGUCUAGAGCUCCUGUCAAAGCAAUGGACCAAAUUCAAGAGAAGGAAAAAAGUGACCUGAUUCUUUACCCUGGUCCUGUUGGUAUGUUGCGGGCUUCUCACCGUGAGACUGAACAGUCGAAAUCGAUCCAUCCGCAAUACCCCUUCCAUCCUCAUCAAAGAGAGCUUGCUGUUCCCCGUGGUGAGGUUGUUGAGCUCGAGAUCGGACUAUGGGCCAUGGGUAUUGAUUUUGAGGCUGGAGAAUCACUGGAAGUCCAUGUCCUGGGGCGCAAUCCCACGAUCGCAGCUUUUCAGCCUCUAGUCGGGGUUGGCAAGAGUGGCGUCAAUGAAGGCCAGCACCAUGUUCACUUUGGGCCCCAACACCCCAGCCGAAUUAUUUUACCUUUUGUUUAA
Penicillium odoratum is the source of this 1770-nucleotide messenger RNA. RefSeq names its product CocE/NonD family hydrolase. Gene Ontology annotation, molecular function: dipeptidyl-peptidase activity. Lineage: Eukaryota; Fungi; Ascomycota; Eurotiomycetes; Eurotiales; Aspergillaceae. The transcript has a single exon. Bases 1 to 1770 code for a protein of 589 amino acids. The record is from RefSeq and is a predicted model, not a curated record.